Molecule: messenger RNA, 2228 nt
Organism: Telopea speciosissima
Lineage: Eukaryota; Viridiplantae; Streptophyta; Magnoliopsida; Proteales; Proteaceae
Exons: 1
Coding region: 453-2228 (591 amino acids)
Biological process (GO): translation
Cellular component (GO): ribosome; mitochondrial small ribosomal subunit
Molecular function (GO): structural constituent of ribosome
Source: RefSeq, a predicted model, not a curated record
CCGGAUUCGGUGAGGGAACGAAGGGACGAGAACUCUACCAGCCGGGUAAGGCGGCCGUCGAUCGAUGAAUUGAGAAAGAUAGGACCCGGGAUUCCAUUUCAUUUUGUGGUAAAAAUGGGACGGGAACAGAUGGGAAGUGUGUCCCCGGUUCUAUUCCCUUUUUUGUUCGGAUGAGACGGCAGUGAGCAAUCGAUAGAGAGCAAGGGAUGCUAGCGCUCUGAUCCUAGUAUUCCUCGCUUCAGUUGGUUCAGGAAGCUUUGGCAUCGGGAAGCAUUAAGCAAGAGCGAAGCGAUAGCUUCGCGUUGUGUUUUUUGGAAACACCUACUUUUGCUUGCCCUAAGAUCUAAAACAGAGGCGGGCUUGCCUGCGCUCCCGGUCUAUUCGGCUCGGCGAACCUAUUCUCUUCUCUACUAAACUAACCACCUGAGCCAACUCGAGAAACGAAAACUAAAAUGACAAUCCAUUCUAUUGUUAUUCAAAAAUUACUGAGUACGAACGCACAUCUAGGCCGUCGGGUAGCUGCUCACCAUUUCAAAGUCUAUAUCUGUGGUUCCAGAAAUGGAAUUGCUAUUCUCGAUUCAGAUAAGACACUGAUUUGUUUACGAAACGCUUGUCAUUUUAUAGGAUCUCCCAUUCGUCAAAAAGGCCGUUCCUUCUUUGUAAAUACCAAUUCGUUAUUCGAUGAGAUAAUAGAACAAAUGGCGACGAGAAUCGGCUGUAUCAAUGAUUCUCAAUGGAGGAUCGGGGGGUUUUUGACCAAUUGUUCAAGUCCGAAAAAAAUCCGUUCGAGAAACAAGAAGAUCAAUUUCGGGUCGAACCAACAACCAGAUUGUGUAGUUAUUUUUGAUGCAGAUAGAAAGUCCUCGGUCAUACUUGAAGCUGAUCGAUUACAAAUACCUAUUGCAUCUUUAGUGGAUUCGAAUAUCCCAUUGGGAUCCUAUAAAAGAAUCACUUAUCCCAUUCCAGCGAAUGAUCCUAUACAGUUUGUAUAUCUAUUUCGUAAUUCGAUCACGAAAACAGUUCUUCUUGAACGGGGAAGAAUCGUUGCGAUGAAGGAGACUGUGGGAGAAGAAAAAGCUCAUAGACCAGAGCUACUACAAGCACUUUUAGAUAAAGGGGGGUUAACUAACGAAAGAAAGAUGGAACUUGUUCCCCACCCAGGAAUAAAACCACAUUUCCUUGCUACUAAUCAAUUUAGGCGCCCUUUCAUCCGGGAAUUUAGGUCUACCCCUUAUUACUCUUCCCCACUCGAGCUCUUCGAGGCCGUCGCCCCAUUCCUCAAUGCUGUUAGCACUUGGGCUGGAAGUUCGAUGGCGAAUGGUGUAUCGGGGGUGACAGAUGGAAAUGUGGGGGCUAAUAGUCUGCCGGGGGCGGAGGUGAUUCCUAGUUCCGGAACGACUUCAACGGGAAUACCACCCCUGCUCUCCCUACAGAUCCCAAAAGGGGGCCACGGCCACCUCGCUUCUCUUUUUUUUGAUAAAGACCUGGUGCCCGACCGGUCUUCUCUGCCUGAACAAAGCGGAAAAGUGGUCACGACCGAACCGCAAGUUGACCACUCCAGUACCGCUACUCCGGGAGCAUCCGCUGCUCAUAACUGUUUUGAAGAAGGGUGGGUCGAGAGCGAGAGAACCCGUCUGAACGACUUCCUUCAGACGGAACAAGACCUUUGGGGAGCACCUCAACUGCCAAGGUCCCCCUCUCCCUCCAAUGAUUCCCAAAAGCUGUUAGACGCUUUUAUUGCGCAGGAGACGGAGGUGCUUUCUACUGAAAGGACCACUGCAACAAAAUCCCCACCCUUUGGUGGCCCUCCGGCUCACGAGGCGUCCCCGCCCCCGCCCCCGCUAGCGCCAGCACCGGCGGAAGUACCCCACGCCCCCCAUAAUUUUGACCCCAAUUUUCCGGAGAAAGAGAUUGGAGGAGAAACCCCUUCUCAAAUCUAUAACAACCUGGUCAUCGCUAGCUCGUCGAAGAGAAGACCUCCUUCGCUUGAUUUGCAAAUCUUUAAAACUUGCGCUAUCUUUGAGGGCAAGAGCAAAAUACUCCACAAAAUGAAUGACCUUGAUCCUGGUGGAGGCUGGCUUACACGGGGGGCUAAAAGAAUAAGAAAUAGGAUGGGGAAUGAGUUUUCCCCGGAUACUUUGGGUGAAAUCCUCCAGGAUCUCGAACGUAGUGGCACCGGGAGCUCCCACUUUAAGUAUUUUUUCAAGAGAAGAGACCAGGGAUUCUAG